AACGUUCACCCAAUUCGAAUUUCAAACCUUUCCUCAACGGUCAAAAGUACCACCAAUUUCAUUUGCUUCACUAACUUUAACGAACGAUCGAUCCAUUUCUCCCCAAUUGUUCAAAUCCUGCAAUUUUUCCCCCAAAUCUCAACAUUUUCCGUCUCUGUGUUUGUUAAUUUUCAAAUGUCAACUCCUCAACCAAAUUCUUCCAGCGCAACAUCGCAUAUAGAGCGCACUCCAAACAAGCAUUUACCACUUGAUUCGACCUCAAUGGUGCGAGUAAUCGCUAGGGUUCGUCCAUUCUUGCCUCACGAGAUUUCUAGGUCAAGUGAUGCUGAUAUCGAUAAAUCAAUACCAUGUAUCUCUGUUCUUGAUUCACCACUACAAUCUGCCUCAGAAGUUACUGUGAGACUCAAAGAUCCACACUCUUGUCGGAAUGAAAAUUACAAGCUAGAUUCCUUUUAUGGUCAAGAAGAUAACAAUCUGAUACGGAUAUUUGAAAGAGAAGUGAUGCCUCUGAUUCCUGCUGUACUAAACGGCUCCAAUGCCACUGUUUUUGCUUAUGGAGCUACUGGUAGUGGAAAAACUUUUACAAUGCAGGGAAGUGAUGAGUUACCAGGUUUGAUGCGAAUGGCUACAUCAAGCAUCCUCUCGAUGUGUGAAAAGAUUGGGAAUACUGUACAAGUUUCAUACUACGAGAUCUACAUGGAUCGAUGUUAUGAUCUUUUAGAAGAUACACCAAAACCAAAGGAAAUUACCAUUUUAGAUGAUAAACAAGGGAAUCCUCAUCUCAGAAAUCUAUCCAAAAUCCCAAUAUAUUCAAUGUCUGAUUUUCAUGACAUUUUCCUCCGUGGAAUACAAAGGCGAAAAGUUGCACACACAGGUCUUAAUGAUGUCUCAAGUAGAAGCCAUGGGGUACUCGUCAUUUCUGUUUCAAGAUCUUGUGAAAAUGGUCCUUUGAUUGGGAAACUAAAUCUCAUUGAUUUAGCAGGCAAUGAAGAUAACAGAAGAAGUGGCAAUGAAGGUGUUCGACUUAUUGAGAGUCAAAAAAUCAACCAGUCUCUAUUUGCAUUAUCAAAUGUCAUUUAUGCACUCAACAACAAGAAUACUCGGAUUCCGUAUAGAGAAUCCAAACUCACACGGAUUUUGCAAGAUUCCUUAGGGGGAACAAAUCAUGCUUUAAUGGUCGCUUGCCUCAAUCCAGGGGAAUACGAACAAUCUGUCCAUACAGUUAGUUUGGCAGCAAGGUCCCGACGUGUCUCUAACUUUCUACACUCUGCUCAGAAGCAUAAUAAUAAUAAUAAUGACAAUAAUAAUACCCGAAGGACUGAAGUUGACAUGGAGGAAAAGCUUAGGGCAUGGCUUGAAUCCAAAGGGAAGACAAAAAUUGAUUUUUCAUUCGCUACAACUCCACGUUCUAUAACCUCUACGAAGAAGCACAUUACAUUCCUGAGCUCUGGAAAACCAAAGCCAAUUGCCACAUUAGGUACUUUUUUUUUUUUUUUUUGUUACGCAUGCGAACUUACAAGUUUGUUUGUAUCAGAGGAACAAGUUGAAAAUGGGUUGAAAAUGACACCAACAAGGAAAGUGCUAUUUCCGAUCAGCUCCAACGUUAUUGAUCCAAUCACUCCUAAACAUGAGUCAGUUGCGGAUGAAACAGACACUCCACUUAAUAAAUUCAAAGCAAUGAGUUGUAAUUUGAAGACUACUCUCGCCCAAGAAUACGUUAAUUUCCUAAACACAGCGGACAAGGGGGAGCUUCUACAGUUGAAGGGAAUUGGAGAAAAGAUGGCUGAAUACAUACUUGAGCUUAGAGAUAUUAGCCCGCUUAAAUCCCUCAAUGAUUUGGAGAAAAUUGGAAUUUCAUCAAAGCAGGUUGGGAACAUGUUUGGUAGAACAGCGAAAGGGUUGUUUGAUUGACUUUCACUUGACUUGACUUGUUGAGAGGAUAGGGAAAUAUGUUAGGUGUUUGAUAAGCUAGCAAAAUAAUGGAUGGUGGUAAUAUUGUAUUACCACAUCUAACUCAAUCAUGUUGCAAUUAUUUGCAUUGCGUAUGGUUUGUAGAAUGUAAUUCAUAUUACCAGAAAUUGACGUCACCAAAACGG
Messenger RNA from Lactuca virosa, 2096 nucleotides. Lineage: Eukaryota; Viridiplantae; Streptophyta; Magnoliopsida; Asterales; Asteraceae. The record is from the annotation of a GenBank genome assembly.